AUGUUUCUUUCUCUCUCUUUAUCCCACUUUUCUCUCUAUUUCCUUCUCUCUCUCUUUCUUUCUCUUUCUCUUUUCUUUCUCUCUUUUCUUUCUUUCUCUCUUUUCUUUCUUUCUCUUUUUUCUUUCUCUCUCUCUUUUCUUUCUCUUUCUUUCUUUCUUUCUUCUUUAUCUCUUUUUCUUUGUCUCUCUCUCUCUUUUCUUUCUAUUUCUUUCUUUCUAUCUUUUUCUCUCUUUUUCUUUUUUUCUCCCUUCUCUUUCUUUUCUCUAUCUUUCUCUUUCUCUCGCUUUCUCUCUUUCUCUUUUUCUCACUCUUUCUCUUUUCUCUCUCUCUUUUUCUCUUUCUCUCUCUCUCCCUUUUUCUCUCUUCUCUCUUUCCCUUUUUCUUUCUUUCACUCUUUCGCUUUUUUCUCCCUGUCUCUCUUUCUCUCUCCCUUUAUCGAUCUUUCUCUUUCUUUCUCUCUCUUUCUCGCUCUUUCUUUUUUUCUCUUCCUCUCUUUUUUCUCUUUCUCUCAAUCAUUCUUCAUCUUUACCUCAUUUUAUUCUUUGCUCUCUCUCCCUCAUUCUCAUUUUUUGAAUAACAAUAUAUCUUUUUCUCCCCAUUUAUCCUUCUCUCUCUCUCUCUCUCUCUCUCUCUCUCUCCCUCUCUCUCUCUCGCUCUCUGGCUUGCUCUUUGAAUUAGGAGCAUUACUUUUUGCUGAAUUUGAGUUAUUCGAAAAUAUCGUCGACAAGAAAACCUUUGUUGGUUCUCUCUCUCUCUCUCUCUCUCUCUCUCUCUCUCUCUCUCUCUCUCUCUCUCACUCAGUCACUCAACAAGACGCUCAUUUUUAUGUUUUCUCUCAUUCUUUUUUUAUUUAUUUCUUUCUUUCUUUCUUUCUUUUUUCUUUGGUUUAUUUUACCUUUCUUUUCCUUCCUCCCCCGACCCGUAUUUCUCUCUUUCCUCCUCCUCCUCAACUUCUUUCUUUCGUUCUUUCUUUCUUUCUUUCUUUCUUUCUUUCUUUCUUUCUUUCUCUCUCUCUCUCUCUCUCUCUCUCUUUCUCUCUCUCUCUUUCUCUCUACUCGGUUGAUCCGUUUUUACCUCUCUUUCUCAGGCCCAUCUUAACUAUUUUCUCUUUCUCUCUCUCUGUCUCUCUCAGGCCCAUCUUAACUUUUUUCUCUUCCUUUCUCUCCCUCCCUCUCUACCAUUUUGGCUCGUUUUUGUCUGUGUCUCUGUCUCUUUCUCUUUCUCUCUCUCUCUCUCUCUCUCUCAGACCCGUCUCAACUUUUUUGCUCUUUUUCUCUCUCUCUUUCUUCCUCCUCUUUUGGUCUGUUUUUAUCACUCUUUCUCAGGCCCGGCAGUCGUAUCGACGCAGAGUUUCUUGUGAUGAAGGGCAGUCGUAUCGACCCAGAGUUUCUUAUGGUGAAGGGCAGUCGUAUCGACCCAGAGUUUCUUGUGAUGAAGGGCAGUCGUAUCGACCCAGAGUUUCUUAUGGUGAAGGGCAGUCGUAUCGACCCAGAGUUUCUUGUGAUGAAGGGCAGUCGUAUCGACCCAGAGUUUCUUGUGAUGAAGGGCAGUCGUAUCGACCCAGAGUUUCUUAUGGUGAAGGGCAGUCGUAUCGAACCAGAGUUUCUUGUGAUGAAGGGCCAUAA
Messenger RNA from Acanthosepion pharaonis, 1626 nucleotides. NCBI's taxonomy places the organism in Eukaryota, Metazoa, Mollusca, Cephalopoda, Sepiida, Sepiidae. The record is from the annotation of a GenBank genome assembly.